This is a messenger RNA of Ectocarpus sp. CCAP 1310/34, 1445 nucleotides long. NCBI's taxonomy places the organism in Eukaryota, Phaeophyceae, Ectocarpales, Ectocarpaceae. The record is from the annotation of a GenBank genome assembly.
AUGGAUGCUAUGAAACUAGAUGGCGUACAGUCUCUCCCGCUGGAGUUCAACUCGUACGCCGAGACAGUGAUUUCGAUGCUGCGGGACAGGAGCUCCGGCCUGACGGACGCCAAGUUGCUGAAGCACCUCCAGAACGUGUGGGUGCAUCGUGACAUCGCUAUCCCUGGCUUCUUCAAGUGGCUCCAGGAAAACUUGGACAAGGAGGAUUUCUUCUUGCAGCCGUGGCUCACGUUCGAGGUCAUGGGGAAGACGUCCAUGAAGGGAGGAUACCUUGUCACGGCCCAUCAUUUGACCGGCAACCACAGAAUGCAACCCGACACCAGUGUACCAGUCUGUGCUUAGCCUUUCGAGCCUCAGUUGCAUGGCAACCGAGGCCCGUCCAUUUCCUGGAGCAGUACCGUAAAUGACACAAGAUACCACACCCCCUUGACCGAUUUUCAAAGCUCGAUUACUCCACGACAACGAGGAUGCACGAACGGAACGGUGCAUUUUCGGAAAGCUCUCGAUGAGACGGCUUCAACGCCGCCAUUGUUGUCACUGUGACUCCUUUUGCUGUUGAGGAAUGGGCCUUUGAAAAUCGGUCCAGGGGGUGUGGUAUCUUGUGUCAUUUUUGGUACUCUUAUUGAGAGGCAUGGAGAGCAAUGUUUGUAGUCCACAGCACGUCAUCCAGCAGUAGAUUUGUUCUCAAGAACAGUAGUUGGUUUUACGAGAGUAAUAAUCAGUGAUAUUGCGUAUGUUUCUGUAAUAAACGCCCACAUGCGCCCGUGUCUGGUGUGUUGUCGUGAGCAUCGAACGCGGUGCCUAGCGGUUUGAUGUUCAUAUUUUUUGUCCGCACACCAACGGAAUUGCCGCACUUUAAAUUUCGAAAUGUCAAGAGCCCCGAUCACCAUACAUGUACUAUGCGGACAACAGCAGUGUUGAACAAAUGCUCAAUCGCGUUAGAGCUGCUUUUGGCGGCAACUCGCUGGCGUUUCCCCCCUCCCCCUUCAAAAAAGCAACAUAACACCACGGGUGGGAACAGCUUUGGAGAUAGGUGGCCCCAGGGCGUACAACAUGUUGCGAAGAAAAUAAGGUAGACCGCCCAUCCCCCACCGUGUUUCCCCCCGAUCAUCUAAACUACGCAUGCAAGUUGUCGCGGUGAGACACACAAAAAACAACGAUACACUCAUGGCAGACUUAUUGUUGCACUCUCCGCACCAAGUCAAAACUGUAGUCACAAACCCUUGUGCGUUUCGCAGUGUGUCGUUUUGCCCUCGGUACGGUGACCCUCUCCCUGGUCGGCCUUCUCUUAAACGAUGACGGAACUCAUGUGCAUGUGGCCCACCGGUGCUCUGUCACUUUGGCCUAUUGGCUUGACUCCCGGAACAAUAUUCUAAACCUCAGCGAAAUAUACAGUGGUGUGUAUUGCUGACAUAGUUUCCGCGCCACGGCCCUUCGAAAUAAGU